GAACGUUAAUCUGCGAUAUCAGCAACUCGUCUGCUAUCAUUACAACCGCAGAUUCGAUGCCCCUGCUAUUCAUACGCCAAAACUCCCCUACUUCGCCGGGGAUACACUCAGUUCGCGCGUUCUUGAGCCCCUCGUUCAAAAUAAUGACGGAAGCCCGAUAAUAAUCUUAUAUCAACCGAACAUGGCCGGCGGCGAGUCGAAAGCCGAAUGCGACCAAAGGGUCGCCAGGCUCUGGUCGCGCCUUGGCGCGAAAAAGAAGGAGCAUCUGGACUACAAUGGGUUGAAGAAGGGCUUAAGGAAGAUCGAUCACCCUCUGAAGAAUGCCGAUACUAUGCUGCAGGCUAUCUUCCGGUCGGUAGACACCAACGGGGAUGGGAUUAUAGAGUACUCUGAAUUCCGGGCCUUCGUCGAUCGCGCUGAGCAGGAGCUUUGGCAACUUUUCAAAAGUAUUGAUCGCAAUCAGAAUGGGGAAAUCGACAAAAGCGAGCUCAAAGCCGCUUUCUCCAAGUCCGGCGUCACGGUUUCAAAUUCUAAACUCGAUGAGUUCUUCGCGGACGUAGAUACGAACCAGGACGGCGUUAUCACUUAUCCAGAGUGGAGGGACUUUCUUCUCUUUUUAUCCGGUUACUCCUCCUCCGACCUGCAUGCCGUUCUAUCAUAUUACAGUGCCACGGGAAAUCUAAACCCGGAAGGAGAUGUCCACAUCAACGAUCUGCAGGGUUUAGGUACAGACCACUCGUUUCUUAGACAUUAUAUUUUGGCCAUCAGAACAUUUUUGCACAAGUUUUUCCCAGCACAUAUUUUGACAGCCCUUCUCUCGUCAGCCCAUGCGGAAACCCCGCAGUCCGCCUUUGCGAGAGGUCCCCCAGUCCGUGACGGCGAAUUAGAAUUGGAGUGGUUGCCCAUACCCAGGACCGUCGCCAUGUGGAUGUCCUUUCGAUAUUAUGAACAGAAGUUGACCGAGAAUACUCCUCAACUAGGUUAUUUUAUUGCUGGUGGUAUUGCAGGCGCCGUAUCAAGGACAGCCACUGCGCCAUUGGACCGUCUGAAAGUGUAUCUCAUUGCGAAGACCGGAUCGCCAUCUCCUGUCGUCACCGCCGCUAAAGAUGGGGCUCCAUUAAAAGCAGCCGGGAGGGCUUCGAGAUCCCUGAUGGAUGCGUUGAACGAGCUAUGGAAAGCUGGGGGCAUUCGCAGUCUCUUCGCUGGCAACGGAUUGAAUGUUGUCAAAGUCAUGCCUGAAUCAGCCAUUAAAUUUGGCGCUUAUGAGUCUGCCAAACGUGCUUUCGCUCGCCUUGAGGGUCACAAUGACCCAAAAAGGCUCCAACCCACUUCACAAUUUCUGUCUGGCGGAUUUGGCGGAAUGGUUGCUCAGUGCUUUGUCUAUCCUCUUGAUACAUUGAAGUUCCGAAUGCAAUGUGAAGUUGUCGAAGGUGGUCUGAAAGGAAAUCAACUCAUAGCGGCGACGGCCCGAAAGGUAUGGAACAAAAACGGCAUUUUCGGAUUCUUUCGUGGUCUGCCUCUUGGCCUCAUUGGAAUGUUUCCGUAUGCCGCCAUUGAUCUGUCAACUUUUGAGUACCUGAAACGCACUCUUCUUGCUCGGAAGGCUCGCGAACACAGCUGCCACGAGGAUGAUGUCCCUCUAUCCAACUUCACUACAGGUGCUAUUGGUGCUAUCAGUGGAGGUGUCAGCGCAUCCGUUGUCUAUCCAUUGAACGUUCUUCGAACCCGAAUGCAGGCACAAGGGACUGUCCUGCAUCCCACAACAUACAACAGCGUCAUGGACGUCGCCCGCAAAACAGUUCAAAGCGAAGGUAUUCGCGGAUUCUACAAGGGCCUUACCCCGAAUCUGUUGAAGGUCGCCCCGGCAGUGUCAAUCAGUUAUGUUGUGUACGAAAACUCAAAGCGGAUGCUUGGACUUCGGUAGGGUGUUCUGCUUUGGCAUUGAUUAGUGCAGCUUGUUCUAGCGCUAGUCUUUUGAGCAUGUCAUCAUGCGCGUCGAGGAACUGCCGAGAACGAAGUCUAGAUUGAAGAGCAGGGCUCUCUUCAUCCGCCAGUCCCCAGUCGUCAAUUUUG
Aspergillus nidulans FGSC A4 is the source of this 2073-nucleotide messenger RNA. RefSeq names its product calcium-binding mitochondrial carrier protein. The transcript is spliced from 8 exons. The coding region runs from base 182 to 1924 and encodes 580 amino acids. Gene Ontology annotation, biological process: transmembrane transport. The record is from RefSeq and is a predicted model, not a curated record. NCBI's taxonomy places the organism in Eukaryota, Fungi, Ascomycota, Eurotiomycetes, Eurotiales, Aspergillaceae. Gene Ontology annotation, cellular component: membrane; mitochondrial inner membrane. Gene Ontology annotation, molecular function: calcium ion binding.